UCUAUCCAUAUUGAACCACUUGGGUCACUUCUCUGAAUCGAAUGAAUAUAUUUUAUUUUACUAUUAUAAUACUUAUUUAUGCAUAUACUUGAAAACAAAAUGUCUAAAUCACUAACAUGUCAAUUGAGGAAUGAAGAAUGUUGACAUUCGUCAAAUGGGCAUGUGAAAUGUUGCGAUGUCAAGUAUUGAUAUGUUUUAUUUGAUUUAUUUUAAACUAUAAGGUCUACAUUUCCAAAUGUAUCCGUAGAAAAUGAAGACAAGUCAUCAUGCGGUGCAUCAUAGUCCUUGGGGUGUGUGAGUGGAAGGGGGUGCGGCUGCCACAGUUCCAGAAGUGGGAGAGAGAAAGGCCUUUGAACCCCAGGGAGGCACAAUCUGCCGCAUAGACCGGUAUUAUCGUGAUGUCAGAGGAAGACGGUAAACCCGGCCAGGCUCUGGAGGCCAAGGCAGAGCCAGUGGCACCCAGUGGCCAGGGACCUGCGUCCGUGUCCACAACUGUGUCGGGGCCCCCUACCCCCACCGAGGAUGAGGAUGAGAGCGAAGACGAGUCUGAGAUCCUGGAGGAGAGCCCUUGCGGCCGCUGGCAGAAACGCAGAGAGGAGGUGAACCAGCGGAACGUCCCAGGGAUAGACGCUGCCUACCUGGCCAUGGACACGGAGGAGGGGGUGGAAGUGGUCUGGAACGAGGUCAUGUUCUCUGAGAGGAAAAACUUCAAGCUGCAGGAGGAGAAGGUGAAGUCUGUGUUUGACAACUUGAUUCAGCUGGAGCAUCUCAACAUUGUCAAGUUUCACAAGUACUGGGCUGACAUCAAUGACAUCAACCGUGCCAGGGUGAUUUUCAUCACAGAGUACAUGUCCUCAGGAAGUCUGAAGCAGUUUCUGAAGAAGACUAAGAAGAACCACAAGACCAUGAAUGAAAAGGCCUGGAAGAGAUGGUGCACCCAGAUCCUCUCAGCGCUCAGUUACCUCCACUCCUGUGAGCCGGCCAUCAUCCACGGGAACCUGACCUGUGACACAAUCUUCAUCCAGCACAAUGGACUCAUCAAGAUAGGAUCAGUGGCUCCAGACACCAUCAACAACCAUGUGAAGACCUGCAGAGAGGAACAGAAGAACCUGCACUUCUUUGCUCCUGAAUAUGGAGCUGUUGCAGAUGUCACUACUGCAGUGGAUAUCUAUUCCUUUGGGAUGUGUGCCCUGGAGAUGGCAGUGUUGGAGAUCCAGGGGAAUGGAGAAUCUUCCUACGUCUCUCAGGAGGCCAUCAACAAUGCCAUACAGUCACUGGAAGACCCACUACAGAGGGAGUUUAUUCAGAAGUGUCUGGAGGCUGACAUGUUUAAGAGGCCUACAGCCAGAGAGCUGCUAUUCCACCAGGCUCUGUUUGAGGUGCCACUGUUGAAGCUGCUAGCUGCACACUGCAUCGUCAGCCACCAGCAUAUGAUCCCUGAGAAUGCCUUAGAGGAGAUCACGAAGAACAUGGACCCCAACCUCAUCAUCGCUGAGAUAAAGGAGGGCGUGCAGCUCAAGCUGUCUCAGUUUCCUGCCCUGGAGCUGGAUAAGUUCCUGGAGGAUGUGAGGAACGGUAUCUACCCCCUGACAGCGUUCGGUCUGCCCUCUCGCCAGCAGCCCCAGCAAUCCCCUGUCAAAUCCCCCAUUGUCACCCCCUCUGUAAAAUCCCCUACCCCAGAACCUUCGGAACUGGAGACACGCAAGGUUGUUCAGAUGCAGUGUAAUAUUGAGCCAUUGGAGGAGGGUGCAAAACAUCAUCUGACACUACUGUUGAAGCUGGAGGACAAACUGAACAGACACUUAAGCUGUGACUUGUUACCCAAUGAGAAUGUAAAGGAACUGGCUGUUGAGCUGGUCCAACUGGGCUUUAUCAGCGAGGUGGACCAAAGCAGGAUGGCCACUGUACUAGAAGAGGCCUUCACCAAGUUCUUCAACAGGAAUGAUUCCCUCAACCCCGUUACUGUGUCCUCAUAACAGGAUCACCACGGACCCCAACUCCAGUACCUCUAUAUAUGCCUACAGGUACCUCCGUAGGUGGUUUGAAAUCGGAUACAAAUCUAAUUUCUAGCCGUGCGACUUGUCUGAACAGUCAAAUCUGAUUUAUUUUCCCUCAAAUAGUUUUUACUGUUAUUUGGCUUAUGUUGUUGCUUGAUAGCUUCUCUGUUGACAGUUUGACAAGAACAUGUGGUAGCUACCUAGCUUUUGUUAAUUGUUUACAAACGAUUGGGUGUGCAAGAGAGCUAAACUGCUAGCUAGUUGAUUGAUUGCUGUGGCUAGCCAAAAUAGCACUCGUUUUGAAAGUUUGGUCAUCUCAUCCUUUUGAGGUUUUAAAAGUGUUUCUUAAUUAACUCUGAUUUUGAACAUUUAAAGCAACCGGGAAAUGUCUAUGCCAGGCAUUGUUACCUUAGCUAACUACAUAAGUGAUAGGGAGCACCGCCACCAAUCAGCUUACACCACACCCCCGUUGUUAAUGACAACUAGUGUAGCCCUGUCAGCAAUGACUGCUGUCUGAACACCCAUUCAUCUGAUUUGGUCAGACGGGAGAAAUACUCCAGAUAUAGCAGACCCUAGCCCCCCGACACAAACUAUUGCAGCAUAAAUACUGGAGGCUGAGACAGGAGGGGCCGGGAGACACUGGCCCCAUCCAACGAUACCCCCGGACGGGGCCAAACAGGCAGGAUAUAACCCCACCCACUUUGCCAAAGCACAACCCCGAAUUACUAUCCCGAGACAAGGCUGAGUAAAGCCCAUGAAGAUCUCCCCCUCGGCACGAACCCAGACAGGAAGGUCAUGUCAGUGACUCAAGUGACGCACCCCUCCUAGGGAUGGCAUGGAAGAGCACCAGUGACUGUAAUAGGGUUAGAGGCAGAGAAUCCCAGUGGAAAGAGGGGAACUGGCCAGGCAGAGACCGCAUGGGCGGUUCGUUGCGCCAGUGCCUUUCCGUUCACCUUCACACUCCUGGGCCAGACUACACUCAAUCAUAGGACCUACUGAAGAGAUGACUCUUCAAUUAAGACUUAAAGGUUGAGACAGUCUCUCACAUGGGUAGGCAGACCAUUCCAUACAAAUGGAGCUUUAUAGGAGAAAUCCCUGCCUCCAGCUGUUUGCUUAGAAAUUCUAGGGACAGUAAGGAGGCUUGUGACCGUAGUGUACGUGUAGGUUUGUACGGCAGGACCAAAUGGGAAGGAGCAAGCCCAUGUAAUGCUUCGUAGGUUAGUAGUAAAACCUUAAUCAUCCCUAGCCUUAACAGGAAGCCAGUGUAGAGGCUAGCACUGGAGUAAUAUGAUCACAUUUUUUGGUCAAGAUUCUAGCAGUCGUGUUUAGCACUAACUGAAGUUUAUUUAGUGCUUUAUCCGGGUAGCCGGAAAGUAGAGCAUUGCAGUCGUCUAACCUAGAAGUGACAAAAGCAUUGAUCAAUGAGAAUGAAUGUGAAUUUGGUUGGGUCGCCCAAAAAGUAACAUUGCAGCUUUAAGGUCUGCAGUGUGAAUAAGGCUUAAUCUAUGGGGGACCAUAU
Messenger RNA from Oncorhynchus gorbuscha (pink salmon), 3516 nucleotides. Its product is annotated as nuclear receptor-binding protein-like. Lineage: Eukaryota; Metazoa; Chordata; Actinopteri; Salmoniformes; Salmonidae. The coding region runs from base 399 to 1976 and encodes 525 amino acids. Gene Ontology annotation, cellular component: cytoplasm; endomembrane system. The record is from RefSeq and is a predicted model, not a curated record. Gene Ontology annotation, molecular function: ATP binding; protein kinase activity. The transcript is spliced from 18 exons. Gene Ontology annotation, biological process: intracellular signal transduction; endoplasmic reticulum to Golgi vesicle-mediated transport; protein phosphorylation.